CAUAAAUAUACUGACGUGCGUAUUUAUCUGCACUCGCUCAUCUGAUUCACAGUAUCUCUGCAUUCUAAGUACUCGUAUUUACUUACGAAGUACGCAUUUCACCCGGAGUAUAAUGGGGAAGCCUUCUUUAUUCUUUUUCUUUGCAGGAAUCGUCUUCCUAUGCUGUAAAUUCUGCGGGGCCAGUGAAAAGGUGGGAAUAUACGAGCUGAAAAAUGGCGACUUCUCUAUGAACAUCACCAACUAUGGCGCCACUGUCCUCUCUCUCGUCUUGCCCGAUCGAAAUGGAAAAUUGGAUGAUGUGCUUCUCGGGUUUGAUUCCAUUGAUGGGUACAAGAAUGAUUCGACUUACUUCGGUGCCCUGGUUGGGCGCGUUGCUAAUAGGAUCGGGGGAGCGAGAUUCACAUUGAAUGGAGUUGAGUACAAAUUGCCUCAGAAUGAUCAUGGCAACACUCUCCACGGUGGUGCCAUAGGAUUCAGUGAUGUUAUAUGGACUGUGGAAGAGUACAUCAAAGAUCAUCAUCUCUCCCUCUCUUACAAGAGUCCCGACGGAGACCAAGGAUUUCCCGGUGACUUGGAUGUAUAUGUCACAUACAUGCUACUAGGCAAAAACAGGCUAGGCAUAAGAAUGAAAGCCAAGGCUCUGAAUAAGGCCACCCCUGUGAAUUUAGCCUCACACUCCUACUGGAACCUUGCUGGCCAUGACAGCGGACACAUUCUGUCCCACACCAUCCAGAUUUUCGGAUCCCACAUAACCCCCGUGAAGGAUGACCUCGUCCCCACUGGCGCCAUCCAGCCAGUAAAAGGAACACCAUAUGACUUCCUCCAACCCCACGAAAUCGGCAGCAAGCUGAGCCAGCUACCCGGCGGUUACGACAUUAACUACGUGUUGGAUCCCACUGAGGGAAGCCACCGCCACCUCCACAAGGUGGCUGUGGUUCAAGAGCCUAAAUCAGGGAGGAAAAUGGAGCUGUGGACGAACAAGCCCGGGGUUCAGUUUUACACCAGCAAUAUGUUGAAAGAUACGAAGGGGAAAGGCGGGUUCGUGUACCAAAAAUAUGCAGGGUUGUGCUUGGAGACACAGGGCUUUCCUGAUUCUGUAAAUCACCCAAAUUUCCCUUCGCAGUUUGUUGAUGCAGGGGAGACUUAUGAUCAUGUCAUGGUUUACAGGUUCACUGCCCUUACCACAAAGGAGUAGUAGUGUCAGUUUGAAUUAGAAUAGAACCUUAGUCUUUAGUUAAUAAAUUUUAUUUCACUUUUUUCAUAGAGUUUUAAACUCUAGCUAUACAUGCCACACGGAAGCUCCGUUUUUUGAAAUCAUUCUUGAAAAAACAUUGGUUAAUUUUCCUGGAAUCGGUGAAUCCGAUUGACAGUUUGGUACCAUUGACCGUGAACGAAUGAAGUUUUGUUCUAAUU
This is a messenger RNA of Cuscuta campestris, 1413 nucleotides long. The record is from the annotation of a GenBank genome assembly. NCBI's taxonomy places the organism in Eukaryota, Viridiplantae, Streptophyta, Magnoliopsida, Solanales, Convolvulaceae.